Molecule: messenger RNA, 2568 nt
Organism: Colletotrichum lupini
Lineage: Eukaryota; Fungi; Ascomycota; Sordariomycetes; Glomerellales; Glomerellaceae
Exons: 5
Coding region: 1-2568 (855 amino acids)
Source: RefSeq, a predicted model, not a curated record
AUGCUUGAAGACGUGGGCGUCGGCGAGACAGUCGUUAUAGUUGAUGAGCUUGAACUGCCCGGAGAGGAAGUCGAGGAUGUGCCUGCGACGCUUGCGGUCGCGAAAGUGUUGGAAGAAUCGACGGAGCUUGAACUAGACAAUUCAGUUGUGCUUGUUGUUGAUGACGACGAUGGAGUCAAUGAUGUCGACAACAAAGACGCGGGAUCGACACUCAGGCUCGACGUGGAUGAAAUAACAGUAGAAGAGGCACUUGGAAGGUCACUCGAACUGCUCUGGAAGAGUUGGCUGGAGCCACUACUUGAGGUCGACGAAGAUAUUACUGUCGAUUCAGACGAGGACAGUAACAUUGAACCUGAUGAAAGGAGCUCUGAGCUAGAUGAGGCCCUCGUUGAGGAUACAUUCGUGGUCGGGAGUAAGGUAUCAUCUUCCGCUGUGUUGGCUGUACUUGACGAUAUGAUACUGGAGAUGCUGGAAGAUGGUCCUGAGGGGCUACUUGAGCUGAUACUUGAAGUGGAGGACGACGGGGGUAAGUCUAAACUAGAAGGCGAGCUCGUCGAAGCGGCACUCGUGCUUGACAGCAAGGUAUUCGGCUCGACAGUAUCAGUCGUACUUGUAGAAGUGGUGCUGGUGCCAGUAAAUGAUGUACUUAGGGAUGGCUCGAAGGUCGAAGAGCUUGAGAUUAUUGAGCUCGACAACCCCGGCGAGAGGUCAGUAGAUGUUGACGUGGAAGUCAAGGGUAGAGUAGUAGCAGGCUCAGAGGCGAAGCUGGAUGAAAGCACAGAGGAAGCUAAUGACGAUGAGGAGAAGGUCGAAGUGCUCAUCGACGAAGACUCUGAUGUAGACGAGCUGACUGAAAAUCCAGAUGAGGUCGAAGGAAUGGCUUCUGGCGCUGUCGGAGAAGUCGACGACGACGACGAAGAUAUUGGCGAAGAGGUGCUUGUGGUGCUCGCUGACGAUGACUCGGACAGAGAAGUUGGGGAUCCUGCAGUGUUUGUCGCACUGGAGGACGUAGGGGUGAAAGAAGUAGAAGAUGGGAGUAAAUUCGAGCUUGAAAUUGUGAUUGUGAUCCCGGUGGUUGAACUAACGGAGGAUGUCCAUAAGCUCGAGGAAGAUGAUUCCGAACUUGAAACAAAACUUGCUGAAUCAACUGAUGGGGGGCUCGAAGAUAGAGACAGCCCGGUUGAGGUUGAUGAUGAGGAAAGUGAUGAGCUAGACAAGGCCUCGACUGAGCUGUCGAAACUGGGUUCGGGUGAAGAGCUUCGAUCCGAAAUUGACGAGGAAAGGGAAGACGUCAAACCAGUAGUCGGCGAUUCAGUGAACGUCGAGACAAGACUAGCGGGUCCAAUCGUUGGAGAUAAGUAUGGAGACGUAAACGUGGUAACGGACGAGGAUGUAGAUGUUACGGAUGCGGCUUCAUCUGAGCUUGAUUGGGUAGUUGGAGAAGUUGAUAUGACAGUAGAAGUGCUGGUUGAUGAGGAUACGGAAGAUUCGUUGGAACUAGCGAUAGAGCUCGAUGACGAUAGGGAACCACUCUCUGAAGAGCUUGAAGUUGUCGAACUUAAAAGUAGAGUUGCGGGAUCGACCGUGAAAGAAAAAGACUCAGAGCUACUCGUGGAUAUGCUAGCAGAGGAAAGUAUUGGUGUGGUUGCAAUUUCUCCAGAGCCUGCUUGCGAGCUCACUGAAGUUGAUUCAGUGACCGAAAUACUAAUUGUAACUGAAGAAGGAGAUUCCGUGGAGCUAAUAGUAGACGUAGCCGUAGAACUUGAAGACGACAGCAAGACACUCUCAGAGGUGCUUAAUGCACUUUCAGUCAAAGUGCUCUGCGAAGUUGGCAGUAGGCUAUCUGGGUUGAUUGUAAGGCUGGACGAAGCGGCUAUAGUGCUGGAAACAUCUGAAGAGGAGGAGGCAACAUUUGAUGUUGAGCUGACGGAAGUCGCAGUAAUGGUACUGGAACUGGUGGGAGAACCAGAAGAAGUGUCCAAAACGUCCAAAGCUGUAAACGAAUUUACUUUCGCAGACGACUGUGGAAUUAACGAGGACGAUUCAAGUAUAUCCGUGGAACUCAAGCCUUGCUCUGUAGAUGGGCUUGAUGAUGUAGACAGCAGACUGUUCGGAUCAACCGUCACACUCGAAGACGAAAAGUCAGUCAAAGAGCUCUCAGACGUAGUGGCUGUGAUUUCCAGCGUUAGACUGAUUGAAGUUGACUGCGGCAAGGUCGAUGUUGGGGUUGGUGUCAAUGAAUCUGCUCCGUUGGAGGUCGAGGAACUGAUAUCCUGUCUUGUUGGGAGGGUAGUUGAGGAAGCUAGCGUAUCAAGAUUGACGGUAACACUUGAAUUUGAAGUGAUGAAAUCAGAGCUCUCACUACUCAGGGUGCUUGAUGAGUCCGCAGCUGACGAGGACGCGGUGCUGGUGAUGGACGAGGACGGAUCAGACGUAGCAGUUGAGCUUGAUGCAGAUGAAACCCCUGAUGAGCUGGUCAGUUCCAAUGUUGAAGAACUUGUCUCUGUGGCCGUAAUUGCAGAUACGAUAGACGUAGACAGUAAGGUGUUGAUCUCUACUGUAUUCUGA